Molecule: messenger RNA, 3084 nt
Organism: Vicia villosa (hairy vetch)
Lineage: Eukaryota; Viridiplantae; Streptophyta; Magnoliopsida; Fabales; Fabaceae
Product: receptor-like protein kinase FERONIA
Exons: 1
Coding region: 95-2779 (894 amino acids)
Biological process (GO): protein phosphorylation
Molecular function (GO): protein kinase activity; ATP binding
Source: RefSeq, a predicted model, not a curated record
AAAAAAGAUAAUAAAUGCAAUUUCCACAAAUCCCAAACCAAACCUCAUCAACAACAAAGCUAUCUUCUCUUCUCCACACUCUCCCCACACAACCAUGGCAAACUCCAUAAACACCAUAUUUCACACUAAAAUCUUCACCCUACUAUCUCUCCUUUUGCUAUUUUCACCUCUAGUUGCUAACUCAUACAACCCUGAUUACAACUAUGCAAUCAGUUGUGGUAACUCAGCAAACACUACUGCCUCAGACAAACGAUUUUGGGUUGGUGAUAGUAUUCUUAACUCCAAUAUCUUUUCCUUCUCUGAACCAAAAUCCUCAAACCUAUCUCUUACAACAAAACCUACUUCCCUUUCAAAUACCGAAAUUCCAUACACAUCAGCACGUGUCUCUCUCUCAAAUUUCACAUACUCAUUUUCUAGCAUCAAUACUUCUCCUGUUUUUAUUCGCCUUCAUUUUUAUCCAACUUCUUAUCAAAACUUUGAACCCUCCACCUCCAAUGCAAACUUUUCUGUCAAAAUAAACAACAACCUUACUCUUCUUGAAAACUUCAACCCUUCACUUUGGCUUCAAGAUGAUGAGGAAAAAAUCAUCAAAGAAUAUUGCAUCCAGAUCAAUCCUAACGAAAAGCUAGACAUAACUUUCAUUCCCAACAACACAAACCAAUCAAAUGUUUACUAUGCUUUCGUUAACGGGAUCGAAGUUGUGUCCAUGCCUUCUUAUCUCUAUUACACUAAUCUCAGUGACACAAACUACCGUUCAAAAUUUGUCGGGUUUGACAAUCAAGAAAACCAAAUUCUUAAAGACAAAGCUUUGGAAACGGUUUAUAGAGUCAACGUUGGUGGUAGUCAAGUUCCAUCAAGUGCUGAUACAGGCAUGUUUAGAAAUUGGGAGAAUGAUUAUCCUCUUUACUUGGAGAAACAAUAUCCACAGAGUGUAUCAAGUGAUUUCAAACAUGAUCUCAACUAUAAAGAAGGUACCAUUCCAAAUUAUACUGCACCAGAAGACGUUUACUUAACUGCAAGAAGUUAUGGAAUGGAUGCGACCGAUGAUUAUAACGUAACAUGGAAUUUUGAAGUUGAUUCUGCUUUUACUUAUACGGUAAGGUUACAUUUUUGUGAGUUUGAUGCGAAAAUAACCAAACCACGGGAUAGAGUGUUUCAGAUUUUCAUAGCAGACACUUUGGCGGAGGGAAAUGCCGAUGUGAUAGAGUGGAGUGGUGGUAACAAGAUUCCUGUUUAUAAGGAUUAUGCUGUGACUAUGUACUCUCAACAAGGAAGCACUCAAAUUGAAAGAGUUAAUCUUACAAUCAAGCUACAACGAGUACCAAAAGAUAUGUACACAAUAUACCGUGAUGUCAUAUUGAAUGGAGUUGAGAUACUGAAAAUAAGUGAUUCAAGUAACAACAAUCUUGCAGGAUUGAAUCCUAAUGUUACAUCUUCACAGAAAAAAGGAUUGCCUGGUUCACAACAAAAGCCGAAGAAGAAGUCAGCUAUAUUGAAGAUUGUUGUGGCUGUUGUUUCAUGUCUCUUGCUAGCAUUUGUUGUUGUGGGAAUAGUGGUUUUUGUAAGAAGGCGGAGAAGAUUUGAGUCUCCUCUUGAAAUGGAAGAAAGUUCAUUGAAGACAAAGAAAGAAGGCUCCUCCUCGGCUUUACCUUCCCAUCUGUGCCGCUAUUUUACAAUAGGGGAGAUAAGAGCUGCUACAAACAACUUCGAUGAUGUUUUUAUCAUCGGGGUUGGAGGAUUUGGUAAUGUGUACAAAGGCUACAUCGACGGAGCUACACCCGUUGCUAUAAAACGUUUGAAAUCGGGUUCUCAGCAAGGUGAAAACGAGUUCAUGAAUGAGAUCGAGUUGCUAUCUGAGCUUCGUCAUAUUCACUUGGUUUCUCUGAUUGGAUAUUGUAACGAUGGUGCAGAGAUGAUUCUUGUUUACGAUUUCAUGCAACGCGGUACUCUUCGUGAAUAUCUCUAUGGUUCGGAGAAUGAACCGCUUUCUUGGAAGCAAAGACUCGAGAUUCUAUUGGGUGCUGCGAGGGGGUUGCAUUAUCUUCACGCAGGUGCAAAGCACAAUAUCAUACACCGUGAUGUGAAGAGUACUAACAUAUUGAUUGAUGACAAAUGGGUGGCUAAGGUUUCUGAUUUCGGACUAUCAAAAGUAGGACCAACGGGGAUGUCGAUUACUCAUGUCAGCACUGUGGUGAAGGGUAGUAUCGGGUAUUUGGAUCCAGAGUACUACUUACGUCAAAGAUUGACUCUUAAGUCUGACGUGUACUCUUUCGGUGUGGUGCUUCUAGAGGUGUUAUGCGCGAGGCCUCCUUUAAUUCGUUCUGUAGAUAAGAAAAACGUGAGUUUGGUCGUUCGCUUCCAAAGAUGUUACAAGGAAGGUGUGAUAAUUGAAGAGAUGGUGGAUCCAUUCAUAAAGGAUUCUAUAACAGAGGAGUGUUUGAAAUGUUAUUGUCAGAUGGUGUUGAGUUGUUUGCAUGAUGAUGGGAGUCAAAGGAUGUCCAUGAGUGAUGUUGUUGGGGCUUUAGAGUUUGCAUUGCAGUUGGAGAUGAGUGAGGAAGAUAGUAAGUUUGGUGGGACUCAAGAAAAGGAAAAAAGUGAGCAAAGGAUACAAUAUCCAAAGUUUCCGAGUGACGAUGGGAGUGACAUGCGUUUCACAAGUAGUAGUGGUGAUUAUGGGUCUAAUACCAGCAAGGUAAGUACCAUUUCAGUCACUAGUGAAACUCAACCUCUGUUUUCUACUGAUGUGUUUUCUGAAGUUGGGAAUCCAAAAGCGCGUUAGAUCGUAUGGAAGUCGGGAAUCCAAAAGCUCGGUAGAUCGAUGAUAAUUAUAAAUAUCCAAAUAUUUAUAUGUAGUGUUCAAUUUCUUAGUUUAUAUUUUUGUUGUUAUAUAUGAGAUGAAUUAGGAAUGAGAAUGAUGUAAAAUCUAUGUCUCGUAAUUUAAAGAUUUUGAAAUUCAAGUAUGAGUUCAGUCCUAUAUCGAUCAGGAAUUGAGAAAAUAUUAGAUACAGAUAAAAGACCUGAAAUGUGUUAACAUUGAUUAUAUGUUUAAACAAGUUAAAAUUUAAGAUUGAUGUCCUAUUCAGU